GAUUGCAUCUUUCUUGGGUGCAGGUGAGGAAUGAACUCCAGAAUACUCCACCCCCACCAUGCUUGAGUCCCUUCAUAUAAAGCAGCAUCAUAUUUGCACAGAACAUGUGCCCAUCCUCCUGUACACUUUAAACGAUCUCUGGCGGCUUCACCCGGCGCAUCACAAGGCCUGCGCCUUUCUGAAUAUUUUGCAUCCAAGGUUGGUGGAAUUGACAGAUGGUGUCUGCUGAUGAAGUGACAUCCUGCUGUGGUCAUCUCUGGUCUGGAGAAAUGGGAUGGCUCAGGGUCCGAGUCCUCCCUUUUGCAUGUCUGAGUCUGCACAGUGGAGUCCACCGAGGCCUUGAUGAGCAAGUGGCUGCCCAGGAGGGCACCAGGUACUGUUCUUCGGAGCGUUAACCCAGUCCUCACGGUGUGCGUAAAGCGUCCAUCCCCGAGUAGGCGCGCGUCCCGCCAGCACCCCCUGGCGGCCUGACGUCCGGCUGCAUCCUGCGGGAGCGUCCCCCCUUUCUCGCUGGGCAGAAGGAAGUGUGGACACUCUGCGCCCAGGGGGGCAUCCAAGGCCCGAGGACCACACAGCAGCCAGGAGGACCCCUUCAAGGGUGAUCGCGCCAGGCCCGAGGCUGUGACCCGGUGCCCGGCUGAGGGGGCGAACGGGGGCGUGGCCUCCGGCCGGGCGGGGUCCCCAGUGGAGGCGGGGCCAGCCCGCGGGUCCAGACGUGGCGCAGCGCCUGGGUGGUGGUGCGCUUCCCGCUUGCGGAGCAGCUUCCGCCGGGUACCCGAUGCACCCUCUGCCUUCUCUGCCGCCGCCGCCGCUGCUGCUGCUGCUGUUUGCAGCGCUGGUGGCCCCGGCCACCGCCACCAGGACCUACUGGCCGAAUUGGGACCGUUUGCGCGGCCUGGCCCGGGGGCGGGUAGAGACCUGUGGAGGAUGACAGCUGAACCGCCUCAAGGAGGUGAAGGCUUUCGUCUACCAGGACAUUCCAUACUAUCACAACCUGGUGAUGAAGCACCUCCCCGGGGCCGAUCCUGAGCUCGUGCUGCUGAGCCAUCGCUACCGAGAACUGGAGCGCAUCCCACUCAGUGAGAUGACCCGCGAGGAGAUCAACACACUGCUGCAGGAGCUCGGCUUCUACCGCAAGGAAGAGCCCAACGCACAGGUGCCCGACGAGUACCUGUGGGCACCUGCUAAGGCCCCCGAGGCACCGCCAAGGGCCCCAAGAGACCGCGCUGACCUCUAGAGGGCCGCCCUGCCUGGACCCCGGUGACACAAUGAAGCGCUCAGCAUCCCGGGAGCCCCCCUCCCUUGCUGAGGGCCGACCACCCUGUCCCCGGACCAGCAGGAAUGGAGUUAGGGGAUUCCUCCCUCUGUUCCACUAAACCUUCCUUCUUGACCG
This is a messenger RNA of Ochotona princeps (American pika), 1393 nucleotides long. It is a transcript of the gene SELENOM, whose product is annotated as selenoprotein M. The record is from RefSeq and is a predicted model, not a curated record. Gene Ontology annotation, molecular function: oxidoreductase activity. The transcript is spliced from 5 exons. Lineage: Eukaryota; Metazoa; Chordata; Mammalia; Lagomorpha; Ochotonidae. Gene Ontology annotation, cellular component: endoplasmic reticulum lumen.